AUGGCGACUUUCGCCGCCAAGUAUCUCGUGUCCAGUGCGGCCAGCGGAGUAACAGGCCGAGUAGGAGAGUUCAGUGGUGACCUGGGAAAACAACUCAGCAUGGAAAACUUGACUAAAAAGGACCUAGAAAGAGCCGAAAAAGAACUCAAUAAAGAAGAGAGGGAUCGUAAAAAGAAACAUUACAGGAUGGAAGCGUCGAGAGAAAAACUACGAACUGACAUUAGAGGAAAAUACGGAAUCAAAAAAAGAAGAGCGCACGAGCCGGUUGAAACACAUACUGGGAUUUUAAUGCCAAAAAGCGAAAAGGAACUUUUGCUGGCGACUGAGAAAGAAGAAGAGGAGGAUGAUGACUGUGCAUGUAGCCCUUGUUCUUGUACAUGGGCUUCUUUAUGCUGUCCAUUUCUGUCAAAAAAUACAAAGCAUUCUUAA
Orbicella faveolata is the source of this 429-nucleotide messenger RNA. RefSeq lists its product as uncharacterized. Gene Ontology annotation, molecular function: syntaxin binding. Gene Ontology annotation, cellular component: terminal bouton; SNARE complex. The record is from RefSeq and is a predicted model, not a curated record. NCBI's taxonomy places the organism in Eukaryota, Metazoa, Cnidaria, Anthozoa, Scleractinia, Merulinidae. Gene Ontology annotation, biological process: regulation of neurotransmitter secretion; neurotransmitter transport; synaptic vesicle exocytosis.